This is a messenger RNA of Danio rerio (zebrafish), 7939 nucleotides long. The record is from RefSeq and is a predicted model, not a curated record. Lineage: Eukaryota; Metazoa; Chordata; Actinopteri; Cypriniformes; Danionidae.
GGCAGCGGCUGCAGAAGCGGCAGCGGCGGAUCUCAUCGCGGACCAGUGUGUGUGAAUGAAAGUGUGCGUGUGUGUGUGCAGGAUGAUGGAGGACGAGCCGCGAGAGACCCUGGACUAACCAUUUUUGUUUUAUUUUGUACAUACAAAUGGAACCUGUUUGCGUUUCCGUCCCAGGCUGGAUGUUAUACUGAAACACUGUAGAUGAGAAAAUGCCGUUCUCCAAGCGCAUCGUGGAGCCCCAGUGGCUGUGCAGGCGCUCGGACACGGAGGACGAGCUGCUUCAGGAUUUGUGCGCCUUCAGUAACGUGGCUCUGUCCCGGACCCUGCGCCAGCUGUCGGACCUGGCCAAACACGCCUGCUCGCUUUUCCAGGAGCUCGAGAAUGAGCUGCUUUUCACGAACCGGCGGGUGUGCGCGCUCCGGGACACCGUCAACCGUAUCCAGGAGAACACCGAGGCGCUCGACCCCAAGCAGGAGGCAGUGCCCUUGUCGAAUCUGGACAUCGAGAGUAAAUUGAGUGGACAUUACCAGGCUCCAUGGCACCUGCAGAGGAACGUGUUUCUGCCGUCCACGAGGCCCGCGUGUGUGGAGGAGCUGCACCGACACGCCAAACAGAGCCUGAGGGCCAUGUACAGGGAUCAGCAGCAGAGGCAGCAGGAGAGCGAGAGAGAGCGGCGGGUCACCAUCUCCAUCUCCAUGCUCCCGUCGGUGCCCUCAUACCCAUCGCCCCGCGCCCACAGGAGACGCCAGCAGAGGGACACACAUCUUAGCACGGAGAGGACGGAGAGAGACACAGAGACUCAGACAACACAGACACAGUUUCAAAGCACCCGGUCCUCCUCCCCUACUGAGUGUUGUCAUUUUUCCCCAUGGAGCAGAAAGGUUACUCCUCCAGGUGAUUCAGACUCAGAGCUGGUGGCUUUAGGCCACUGGCCGAAGUGCCCGAUCCCAAACGUGCCCUCAACGCUGGACAAACAGACCAACUGGGCAGGACUCUUACCAUUACCGACCCCAGAAGAGAAAAUGAAGACCGACUCUCAAGUCAUCAACUCAUGCAUCGUCCCUAUUAACGUCACAGAAGAGGGCGCCAGCGCUUCUUCCCCCUCAGCGAUAUCAGCUUUCCUAAGGGUUGGGUUCGACAGAGAGGCCAGUGUACGCUGCUCGCUAGUGCAUUCGCAGUCCGUGCUUCAGCGGCGGAGGAAGCUCAGGAGACGGAAAACCAUCACUGGCAUUCCCAGACGAGUGCAGCAGGAUUUGGAUUCUGACGAGUCUCCAGUGGCAAGAGAACGUACUGUGAUAGUACACACAAAUCCUGAAAUUGGCCAGGAGGAUCUAACGCUCUCUCAUCUCAAAACCAAGGACUCUGGUUGCCAAACUGAAGAAAUCCUAAUUGCUGGGGCUGCACCCUCACGUAGACGGAUUAGAGCACAAAGAGGGCAGUGCAUGACCGUGUCUCUGUCCCAUUCGACAGGCAACAUAUCUUCUCUGCCUGACAACUCUGACGCUAUGUUCACUGCCUCGGCGGGCUCCCGUCUGCGUUCCCGAAGCCUUCCGCGAGAGGGAGGCCGACUGGUGGAUGAAGGUCAUGAUGACAGCGAUGAAGAGGAGGAUGAGGAAGAAUUGUCUCCGUUUGAGGCAGAGGACUUCCUACCAGUUCCAGGGGAGCAUAUAUUAAAAGAUGACGAGGAAAGCACUGAUGAUCAGACGAUCCCAGAAGGACAGCAUAAUAGUUUGAAAUUCAAGCAGCAUGCUGGAAGUACAGACCAUGAAUGGUUGGAGAGGGGUCGAUCCCGUCUGCCUCGGAAAGCUGACAUGGGUAGUUGUGAGAUUUCCUCUAGUUCUGACACAUUCAGUAGCCCUAUUCACUCCAUUUCCAAUGCUGGUGUGCUGACUAGCCAGAUGGACCACAAGGAGGAUCACCAGUCCUCAAGCGGCAACUGGAGUGGUAGUAGUUCAACAUGUCCCUCCCAGACGUCGGAAACCAUUCCACCUGCAGCCUCACCCCCACUCACCGGAUCAUCCCACUGUGAUUCAGAGCUAUCGCUGAAUGCAGCUACCAAUACUAAUGAUGAUUCCACUGGCUUCAUUAUUGAUCCGUAUCCUGGGGACCGAUUGCAAGGGCUCCGCAGCCAUAGAACGGGUUCAUUCACUUCCACUGCAACUGACAUGCUUGACGAUGCUGGAGUCAGCACUGCUAGUGAGGGUGAAUGGAGUUAUCCCCAAUACAGGCAUAACAUACCUUGCCACCCUGACUUCAGUCCUGAGCACUCAAGGGCAGAGAACAUACUCGAAUGUCCCAGUUUUACUAGCAUAGCCACUUUUGAAAGUUUAACAGAUAGGCCACCUUCUGAAAAGGCAGACACCACCUCACACUAUUCUGUAGAUGCCGAGGGCUACUAUACCUCCAUGCACUUUGACUGUGGUCUUAAAGGUAGCAAAAGCUUCACAUAUAACUAUGCAUCUGUAGACCAGCAGCAGGCAGACUAUGGACAUCAAACAAACACACUUGGGAGACAUAGUCUCUCUUUAAGGAAACCAAAGGUGAAGCCAUCCCCACCAAAACGCAGCUCAUCAUUGAGGAAAUUAAGCAGCCAUGUUGGACCUCCCACAGACAAGAAUGAACCAAAGAUUGCAGGUGAUCAGAACAAAUCAAUGUCUUCCGGGGAGAGAACACAUAACAUGGGAUUAAACGGAACCUCCUUGAGUCAGCUGGAGAGCGAGGAGCCUAUGGGAGCAUGGGGUGUUGAGAGUUCAGCCGAGAUUCCAGAUGUUGCUUUGUUUGGCUCCACAGAAACGCAUUCCUUCAAGGAUGAGGGAGCUGUCCAGUCAGACUAUGCAGAUCUCUGGCUUCUUAAUGACUUAAAAUCCAACGAUCCCUACAGAUCAUUGUCAAAUUCCAGCACAGCUACGGGUACCACUGUCAUUGAAUGCAUUAAGUCACAGGAGAGCUCAGAGUCCCAGACCUCACAGUCAGGUUCGAGAGCCACAACUCCAUCACUACCAUCAGUGGAGUGCGAGUUUAGGCUACCCUCACCAGAAAAGCUGGUAGGUCUAGCAUCACCUUCAAGUGGCUACUCAAGCCAAUCAGAGACACCAACAUCUUCUCUUCCAUCUGCUUUCUUUCCAAACGCUCACCCAAUGUCCCCUACUGGUGGCAAGAGGAAACCCAAAGUCCCAGAGAGGAAGUCCUCACUUGCUUCUUUGCAGCAGAACUCAUCCAAAAGGGAACUUGAAUUGCCUAUUAUACCUCCCACCCACCUUGACCUAAGUGCCCUUCCCAAUGUCAGCAAGCCUUCGGUUCACAAAAACCAGAUGCACGUCCUUCACCACAGCAAGAAAAAAGCAGCAGAAACCAAGCGUGAGUGUCAAGCAUCUUCAGUUUCAAGUGAUGAUCUACCAGUUAGCGGUGCUUUAGCCAUCACUCCUACAAUACUUCGUUCGGUUCAGCUACGAGCAGUUGGAAAAUCUGGAGAAGGGAGUCAUGAUCAGCCUAUAACUGAUACUGCCACUAGGCCUAAGUGUCCCACUGUGACUAUCAUCACACCACCUACUCACAACAAAUCCCACGAAAGUAGAAAACCUCCACCCUAUAGACCUCUUCUCACAGAACCCACCUCUCAGGACAAUUGUGAAUCACUGUUUACCCCAGUAAAUGGACUAGCUGCUAAGAAUACUCCAAGCCAUUUUGGUGCAAGAAAUCGAUAUGACCGAUUAGCCCCAUCACCUCUUUGGAGCAUGACUGCUUUUAAGGCUCAGACUGAGCCGGUAAACCUGGAUGAAGUGAUCUCUGAGAAUUCUCAAGAAGCUGCAGAAGAGAAGAUCCCCUCAGAUUAUUUAUUUGCCCAGAGUAGCAUGGAAGUACAGCAAAACCAGUCAUUGAGAUCUGAGCCAAACGACAGAAGCCCUGGUCAGAAUGGUGUAGCAAAAAGGUCAGAUAGUCUUGACCAAGUGCCUGAUAUUGUCAAUCAAAGAUCAGAGACAUUGCAAGCUUACAAAAUCAGUGGUGCUGGAGAAGAAUCUGUAACAUCAGGUGUUCCAACCAGAAGUGCCUCACAAGAAUAUGUAGAGGAAGGGUCUACACCAGACACAGAGGACUAUUUUAGCAGAGAGUCCACACCAAGUGAUCCAUCUGUGUCCCCUCUGAUAGACGAAUCCAAAACUGAAGAUGAUAGCGUUUUCCUAUCUCCAAGUAAAAGUCGCACGACUGAAGAUCUCUUUGCCAUGAUUCACAGGUCGAAACGAAAAAUGCUGGGCAGGAAAGAUUCCUCUGAAACAUUAGUGCGAGGCCGUUUAGCCGUUGUUUCUGGGAAUGGUCCUGCUACAAAUCCAACAACCCCGCCAAGCACCCCAAGCAUACCUGCAAGUCCAUCUGCUCAAACGGGGGCUCAGAAAACACCGGGUCCAAUCUACAGGAGUGUCAAAAAGUCCAGUACCUCGAAUGAAGAGUUCAAACUGCUGCUUUUAAAAAAGGGAAGUCGCUCUGACUCUAGUUAUCGAAUGUCAGCUACAGAGAUCCUAAAGAGCCCCAUCGCGCCCAAAAGCCCAGGUGAGCUCUUGCUUGAGGGUUCUAGACCACUCGAGGAACCACUUUCCCCUAUACAACAGCAAUUUCCAGAGGGACCUCCAGAGCAAAUACCUAGCCCUUUUCCAAAAACUUUUGCUGAGGGCUUCUCCAUGAAAGCCUUUCCCACAUCUGCCUCAGCUAGACAAGGCCGGUCCAGGAUGCCUCCAGCUGCGAACAGCAGCCGCUACAGUACACGCAGUCGGCUCUACUGCGCUCCCAUGCAGGCCAUAUCAGAAGGUGAAACCGAAAACUCAGAUGGAAGCCCACAUGAUGACCGUUCCUCCUGAAAAAAAUAAUGCACCUUUGACUUGUAGCAUCAACUCUAGACACAAUCUGAUAUUAAGGGGCCAUUUACAUGACAAUAUUUUCAGCCAAAAACGGGAAUCUUUUUUAUGCAUUUUGCCUGUUGAUUUACAUGACGAAUGGCUGUUUUAAAACUGAAAACACGUCAGUUUGAAAACACCGUCAUUGUCGUGUCCUUGUAAACACCCGAAAAUGAAAGUCUAUCAAAACCAUUAUUCAUUUCAUCAAGGAAAAUGGCUUGACACAAACAAAAACUGCGCCAGUAACAUGACUAAAUACCCAUGCUUAGAUCUGUUCAAUUACUGAAAGAAAAGCACAAUGCAGCGGAUUAUAAUAAAAUGUAUUCUGAUUAGUUUUUUAAUUAUUUUGAGCGCAUUUCCUCAACAAUAUUGCACUGUUCGUUCAUUAGUUAAGUGAAUCAGAGCACAGGCAUUCAGAGUUUAAAAUCACGUCACUAGCGCAGAGGAACUGGUCAAGUUUCGGUUUGUUAAGGUGUUGGCAUUGAACGUUUUUCGUCUUUAUUUUCAUUGAUGAAAUUAACUCUGAUGAAAACGAUGACAUAAUGUGCGUGCAUGGUACAUGGUACAUGUUUAUGGAGGUGUUGAACCCAAACAACAAUGGCAGAGUAGACGGUUGUGUUGUUGUUGCUUAAAUGUUUGCUAACGCUUCAUCAGCAAAUUGUGGAUUUACUUUGCAUCAGCUAUACCAAAAGCAGAGACUCUUCAUACGCACAAUGCAAAAUCUACAUACACACUUCCCCAGCAGACACACAACGUCAUAAGAUAAUAUAAGGUUAGACUUAGGUCAACAGUGUCUAAGGACAAUGUUAUUUUGACGUCCAAUAAUGACGUGAGAUGACGUUGAUAUUUUGGUGAUGUUAGGUUGUGUUGGAAAGUGACCAAAAUCCAACAUUGAUCUUAAACCAGGGGUGUCCAAAUUCGGUCCUGUAGGGCCGGUGUCCUGCUGUGAUUAGCUCCAACUUGCUUCAACACACCUGCCAAGAAGUUUCUAGUACAUCUAGUAAGAGCUUGGUUCAAGUGUGUUUGAUUAGGGUUGGAGCUAAACCCUCCGGGACAUCAGCCCUCCAGGACUGAGUUUGGACAUGCCUGUCUUAAGCUGCGAUCAUACUGGACUUUUCUCCCCAUAAACUUCCAUUCAUAUGCACGCGAAUAUGUCAGACUGAAAAUGCAAGUUCGUGCAACAAGUUUCGCAAAAAAAAUCUGCGUUGGAAAGUUCAAGCUUGGUGAACUCUGACCUACGAAAUCGCAUCACAUGAUUGCGUGAGAUCAAUCGAAUAUCAAAACAUGACCUCUCUGUACAGAAAAUUUAAAUAUGAACCAAUCACUCACUUUUUUAAAUGUCUAAUCAUCUUGUUUAAUCACGCACCUUUUCGCAGCACCGUACCACAAAUUCCAGUGUGACCACAUCUUAAAACCAACGUCAUAUUGACGUCAAAUACUGACACUUAUUCAUUGGGUAUGGCAACCAAAUUCCAAUGUUGGAUAGACGUCAUAUUGGUAAUGUCCACACAAUGUCAAGCAGUAACAUCAUUAGACGUUAAUACUUUGUCGUUUUUAGGUUUUGUUGGAAAGUAACCGAAAUGCGACCUCUGUCUGACGUUGGACAAUCACGUCAGCCUGACAUUGGAUUCUGUCGUCAAUCCGAUUUUCAUGUCCCAGCUGGGUUCCUUACAGAUACUGUUAAGUUAGAAGAUGGGGGGGGGGUUGUCGCCGUAAACUGAAGACUUGGGGAACGGGGGUGUUCUGGGGGAGCGCGGGCACUUCAGAUAGUUUCGGAAGGGCACUUUCUAUCCAAGACUGUCAUGUGCACUGCACAGGUUAAGCCCUAUGUGUGCACGUGCCUUGCUCUGGCAUAUGUAAUACAGCGUUACUGGCCAUUUUUGCAGAUUAAAAAAUUUGUCAUGCAAGCGUGAAAUGCAAAAAAAAAAGUUUAAUUUUCCGUUUUUGGCUGCAUCACUGUUGUGUAAACAAAGCCCAAGUCAAUAAUGCUGGAAACUUAACAUACACAGUAUGUGUUUUUAAACCGACCGUACGCAAACUACGCUAGCAUAUCCACAAAAAAAAAAAAAAAAAAACUAUUCUAAGGAUGAUUUCCAGUGGUGGUGUUCCAGCGACUUCCAUGAGCAUAUUUAUUAUUUUCUGUGAAUGCUUUGUGUACCUUUCCUUUGAGAAUGAGAGUGGAGAAAACGACAUGCUAAAGGCCCAUCACUUUGUCAUUUUUUCACAGUGCACCAACGCGGAUGCUUUUAUCACACACAUAUUUAGAAAGAAACAGUACUGUAACUGGGGUAACUGUGAAAAUGGGUCCGGAUGGUGUUGAAAGAAGGGAUAAAAAAAAAGUCUUGUACCUUAAAACAGUUCAUGGAGCACAGCUUGGGACAAUCAAAGAGUGGCCUUUUGUAUAGUUAGCUGUAGCAGAAAUGGGCUAGCCAUUCGAGUUAGCCUGCAACUGGAUCUUAUUGGGCAAGACAUGUAGCUGUGGUGGAUUAUCCUGAUGGCCACUAUUUUGCACUUCUUUUGGUACUGAGAAAAUGUCAGACAUUUUUGAGAAGUCUUACAACGAAAAAGCCACAAUAGACAAGUGAAAAAUAAAUAUCUAUGUAUAAAAUAUGAAUUUAAAUAAAUCUAUUUUAAUGAGAUUAGCUUAACGGACUAUCUGGCUUCCUUUUAAUGCGCCAAGUCGUUUUAAAGCAAUGCUGCAAAAAGAAAGACCACGUUUCUUCCCUUUCGUUCAAUAUUUAUCUUUUUAAGCAGGAUUCUUACAAAAAAAAAGUAAUAAUAAAUCAACCAAUUGUUGAACUGAUUUAAGAAGAACAUCAGCAGCUACAACACAGGCACUAAACGUAUUCUGUGAAUACCGAUCUUUCCUUGUUUAUUAAUGAUUCUGCUCACUGUGAAGCGAUUUUUGUUAUUGAUCACACAGCAGAACUAAUACUGUGCAAGCAUUUUACAGCCAACUUGAAAUUAUGCCUCCACCGCUGUGGUUGUAGCUUUUAUAUAUUUCAUGUUGAUAGAUCAAAGGAACUGCAUGCAAUAAAACUUUGGAGAGGAGC